This is a messenger RNA of Aspergillus melleus, 1741 nucleotides long. RefSeq names its product mitochondrial 37S ribosomal protein uS2m. Gene Ontology annotation, cellular component: mitochondrial small ribosomal subunit; ribosome. Lineage: Eukaryota; Fungi; Ascomycota; Eurotiomycetes; Eurotiales; Aspergillaceae. The record is from RefSeq and is a predicted model, not a curated record. The transcript has 3 exons. Gene Ontology annotation, biological process: translation. Gene Ontology annotation, molecular function: structural constituent of ribosome. Bases 551 to 1573 code for a protein of 340 amino acids.
CUUCUCUCCCUGAUGACACCAUUUUGCGGGGUUCAACGUAGUACAGUGGAAUUUUUGAUGGCCUAGAUUCCGACGGGGUAGUUUCACCAUGAAAUGAGAGUUAAAAUAUACGGAAACUUGGCUUUGGCUGAAAUCUGGAUACUUUCUGGAGGCGUUGCGCCAUCCGGAGAAUACCAGUCAAUAGCCCCUCGCCCCGCCAUUCUCGAGGAUGCCCGAGGCUAUCGACAAGACGGCGUACAGGGCUAAAGGGUAGAGAUUCUGAUGAAUAUAGUUCUUAUCGGUUGGUGUAAGCCAUUCUAGACCCCUUUGUCGUCAUAAUCGAUUUCUAGAGAUGAAUCCCACCCUUAACAUCAAUCACCAAGGGCGGCUUCGUCGGAAGAAUCGAGUCGGGACGACUUCCCCAGGCUAGCAACACCCGCUAGCCGUAUGUGGUUAGUCCAUAGUAUUCAUGCCUCAGGCCUCAACAGUUGCCAAGCCCGACAUCAAAAGUUCGCGCGGAAGAUCCCCUUGAGACCAUCGGAGUCCCAUAAUUAAACCAGCACAGCACAACAUGAUUGUUCGGCAUUUGUGUGCGCGGCAGAGCCGCUCGUUUCUUGCCCUCGGCCGCCGGGGUCGCUUCGUGAACAGACUUUACUCAACCGAAACGCCAGUAAUCGAACCUCAAGUGCAAACUCGUGUUGAAGACCAUCCGGCUCAGCUAGAGAGCUCUUUGCCAUCGGUCUCGGAUGAGGCUCGCACUGCUGCCCAAGAGGCUUUCGUGAAACGCAAGCAACGAGAAAGCAAGUUCCGUGAACUUGGUACUCAGGUUGCCAAUGCCUACCAGCCCGAGGAUCUCAUUCGAUCCCCCCCCAAGCCUUCGGACAUCACCCUCGAACUGCUUCUCGCCUCUCAGACACACCUCGGACACUCGACGUCUCGCUGGAACCCUCAAAAUUCCCGCUACAUUUUCGGUAUCCGUGAAGGCAUCCACAUCAUCUCUUUGGACGUGACCGCCGCCCACCUCCGGCGUGCGGCUAAAGUGGUGGAGGAGGUCGCCGUCCGCGGUGGUCUGAUUCUCUUCGUGGGCACGCGGCCGGGCCAGAAGCGAUACGUGAUCAGGGCCGCAGAGCUGGCCCAGGCCUACCAUGUUUUUGAGCGUUGGACCCCUGGCAGUUUGACCAACGGACAGCAGAUCCUGGGUCACUGUGCGACCAAGGUUGUGAACGCUUUCGACCAGGAGCUGCCCGCCUACCGGGAGACUCUGGAGGAGAGCUCUGCUCUCAAGCCGGAUCUUGUGAUUUGCCUUAACCCUGUCGAGAACGAUGUCCUUCUGCACGAGUGUGGUGUGAACAACAUCCCCACCAUCGGUAUCGUCGAUACGGAUGCCGACCCUACAAGUGUCACCUACCCUAUUCCUUCCAACGAUGACAGUUUGCGUGCCGUCGGUGUCAUUGCUGGAGUCCUGGGACAAGCCGGCAAGGCUGGUCAGGCGAGGAGAAUGGAGUUGGCUCAAAGGGGUGUUCUCACAUAUGAACCGACAGAGAUUCAGCUGAGUGAGGCCCAGCAAGAAUCCCAGCCGCAGAACCAACAAUAAAGGUGGAUUGUGAUCGUGCUGGGGUUUCUAUCUCGGGGUUUCCUUAUGUCUAUGUCUAAGUUUGAAAAUAUGCCAUGGAACUGUAUUGUAUAGAACAUUGUAUAUCCUUUUUUAUUGUUUUCACUGGUGUUGCUGCAUGUAUUAACAAGUUUAUCUGAAUUGGGAAUU